CUCUCUCGCUUGGGUUUAGGGUUUCCUUGGAGGAGUUGGAUUGAUUUCGAUCGAAUUCAUCAGAGAGAGAAGAUGUCUCAAAAUGGCAAAUUGAUGCCCAAUCUGGAUCAAAACAGUACAAAAAUCCUUAACCUUACUGUACUUCAGAGAAUGGAUCCUUACAUUGAGGAGAUCUUAAUCACCGCCGCUCAUGUUACCUUCUACGAAUUCAACGUUGACCUCAAUCAAUGGAGUCGCAAGGAUGUUGAAGGGUCUCUCUUUGUGGUUAAAAGGAAUGCCCAGCCAAGGUUUCAAUUUAUAGUAAUGAAUCGGAGAAAUACAGAAAAUCUAGUUGAGGAUCUUUUAGGGGAUUUUGAGUAUGAACUUCAAGUUCCAUAUCUCCUUUAUAGAAAUCCUGCUCAAGAAGUCAAUGGUAUUUGGUUCUACAAUCCACGUGAGUGUGAAGAUGUUGCAAAUCUUUUUACUAGGAUACUCGGUGCAUAUUCAAAGGUCCCUCUCAAGCCAAAAGUAAACAAAAGUGAAUUUGAGGAACUUGAAGCUGUACCUACCUCUUCAGUAAUUGAAGGACCACUAGAACCACCAUUUACCACUUCAAGCUCCACAGAUAUCCCUGAAGAUUCUUCAUUUGCAAACUUCUUUGGUAAUACUAUGAAUCUUGGACACCAUCCAUCCAACUCAGUCAAUUCCAUUCCACCAUAUCACACCUCCACAUCAAUUCCAUUACAUUCCCGUGUUGCAUCUUCCCCUUCACUCAACCAUACGCCACUCCAAAUGCCAUCCUUUCCUUCAUCAACCUCCGGAAUCGGAAUCCCACUCCAUGAAAGUCAAGACCAGGUCAACAACAACAACAAUAACAGUACACGUGUCACUAAUCUUAUCAAACCCCUUUCUUUUUUUACACCCUCUCCAACUCCAACUCCAACUCCAACUCCAUUGAUGACACAUUCCAUUCCACCAUCUAUUCCAGGGGCUCCUGUUCAACCACGGAGCCAUGGGAUUCCAUUGCUCCAACCAUUCCCCCCACCCACCCCACCCCCUUCCCUUACCCCUGGCUCCAGUUCUUCUCCAAAUUAUGGUUCAUUCAGCAGGGAAAAAGUCCGUGAUGCCCUUCUAAUGCUUGCCCAGGAUAAUCAGUUCAUUGAUUUGUUCCACCAAGCGUUACAGAAAGUACACCAACAAUGAUUAUAGUCACUCAGUCAGUCCACAUUCGAAUUAUGUUUUUUUUUUGCACCCCAAUUGUUGGAUGUGAGUCUUGAUUGAUGAUGGCAUGUUGUUUUGUUUUUUUUUAUAGAAAUAGGAAGUUGGAAGGUGGAAGUUGUUGGAGUCGAUAUAUGAUAUAUGAACUUUUGGGUGUUUUUAUGUAGAGUUGUGUGUAUUUAGUAUGGUUUAUUUUUGGGUUUGUGAAUUGGAUCUUGGUUGGUAUAUAAGUUUUCAUUAUGCUUUUUAA
Molecule: messenger RNA, 1447 nt
Organism: Lactuca virosa
Lineage: Eukaryota; Viridiplantae; Streptophyta; Magnoliopsida; Asterales; Asteraceae
Source: the annotation of a GenBank genome assembly